Molecule: messenger RNA, 3900 nt
Organism: Tripterygium wilfordii
Lineage: Eukaryota; Viridiplantae; Streptophyta; Magnoliopsida; Celastrales; Celastraceae
Product: filament-like plant protein 4
Exons: 6
Coding region: 383-3628 (1081 amino acids)
Source: RefSeq, a predicted model, not a curated record
UUCUGCUUGCUGCUGCUCAGCUUCUUGGCUUUUAAGUGACGCCUAAAGGCCGAAUAUCUCACCUCAACCACCACCACCACCACCACCACUCCUCCCUUUGCCACUUAUUAUCUUACCGACGGUAAUCGAAACUAAGGGGAUUUCCUAAUUUUCAGAUCUUAUUACUCGAACAUUCUAUACCGGAAUCUUGAAACCUCAAUCCAGUGACAUUUUCUCCGAUCUUCCUAUCUAUUUCGGACCUGCAUUUUUCUGGUGAGUGGAUUUUUCUUAAUCGGAGGGUUCGAUAGUUUCGGUUGUGACUGGUUAAUGGUGAGUGGAUUGAAUCAGAAGAGGGAGAGGGAGAAGGAGAAGGAGAAGAGUUGUGCAGACUUUAAAGUGUAAGAUGGAUCGCCGGAGCUGGCCAUGGAAGAAAAAGUCAUCUGACAAGGCUGACAAAGUUGCUGUUGCAAAUGCUGCGGCAGCAGAUGCUGCUGCUGCUGCUUUGGCAUCUACUGAAUUUAAGGGUGAACAGGAUAACUACAAAAAGCCAAACUAUGUUCAAAUUUCUGUGGAGUCAUACACGCAUCUGACUGGUUUGGAGGAUCAAGUGAAGACAUAUGAGGAACACGUUCAGUCACUGGAGGGCCAGAUCCAGGAAUUGGAUGAAAAGCUGUCUGCAGCUCACUCAGAGAUGACUACAAAAGAAAGCCUAGUGAAACAACAUGCGAAAGUUGCUGAAGAAGCAGUAUCAGGUUGGGAAAAAGCUGAAGCAGAAGCUUUGGCAUUGAAGAAUCAUCUGGAGACUCUCACACUCUCAAAACUCACUGCUGAAGAUCGGGCAUCACAUCUAGAUGGUGCACUUAAGGAGUGCAUGCGGCAGAUACGUAAUCUAAAGGAGGAGCAUGAACAGAAAUUGCAGGAAGUUGUUCUUAUGAAGAACAAGCAAUGGGACAAAAUUAGACUUGAGCUUGAAGCAAAGAUGGGCAAUUUAGACCAAGAGCUCCUGAAAGCUGCUGCUGAAAAUACAGCAAUUUCAAGGUCAUUGCAAGAGCGCUCUAACAUGCUUAUCAAGAUAAGUGAAGAAAAGUCACAAGCUGAGGCUGACAUAGAGCUUUUGAAGAACAAUGUCGAAUCUUGUGAAAGAGAAAUAAAUUCACUUAAAUAUGAACUCCACGUUGUUUCCAAAGAACUAGAAAUCCGUAACGAAGAGAAGAAUAUGAGCAUGAGAUCUGCAGAAGUGGCUAACAAGCAGCAUAUGGAGGGUGUAAAAAAAAUUGCUAAGCUUGAAGCAGAGUGCCAAAGAUUACGUGGUCUUGUGAGGAAGAAGUUACCUGGUCCUGCUGCACUUGCCCAAAUGAAGCUAGAAGUUGAAAAUUUGGGCCGUGAUUAUGGAGAAACUAGAAAUAAAAGAUCUCCUGUUAAGCCAUCUAGCCCGCAUUUGUCCCCAGUUAGUGAAUUCUCCUUUGACAAUGCACAGAAAUUCCAGAAAGAAAAUGAGUUCCUCACAGAACGCUUAUUUGCUAUGGAAGAAGAAACAAAGAUGCUGAAAGAAGCUUUGGCAAAGCGUAAUGGUGAAUUGCAGGCUUCAAGGAACUUGUGUGCUAGGACGGCCAGUAAGCUUCAAAGUCUGGAAGCACAACAACAAAUCAGCAAUCAACCGAAAAAUUACUUGAGUCAUAGUGCCAGUAAUCCACCAAGCUUGACAUCCAUGUCUGAAGAUGGAAAUGAUGAUGAGCGUAGUUGUGCCGACUCUUGGGCAACUGCAAUGAUGUCUGAAAUCUCUCAAUUUAAGAAGGAAAAGAACAAUGGGAAGUCAAACAGGGCUGAAAACGGAAAGCACUUGGAGCUUAUGGAUGACUUCUUGGAGAUGGAGAAGUUGGCUUGCAUAUCUAAUGAUUCAAAUGCUAAUGGUGCCAUCACUAUUUCAGAUUCUUCUAACAAUAAGAUAUUAGAAAGUGUGAAUCAAGCAUCAGGAGAUCCCACUUCGGGCAAGGAUUCACCGUCAAAGCAGCAUCUUGAUUUGGAUCCAUCAGCUGACCAUGUAUCCUCUGUUAAGGAUUUGUCAGUUGUUACUUCUGGAAAUGAUGCAGAUGAGUUGGUAGUGACUAAGCUCCAAUCAAGAAUUUCAAUGGUAUUUGAGUCUAUGUCCAGGGAUACUGACUUGGGGAAAAUAGUGGAGGAUAUCAAACUAAUUAUGCAGGAAGCACAAGAUACUAAGUUUCAGUCAUCAGUUAAUUGUGUUUCUGACAAAGUACAUUGUUCUGAUGCUCUAAGUAGCAAUGCAGAAUUAAUAGCAGAGAAGGAUAUCUCAUCAUCACAAGCCAGUAAUAUAGCUACAGAGACUCUGCACAAACCAGGGCAAGACUUGGCAGAUGCCAUUUCACAGAUUAAUGAUUUCAUCUUGUUCUUGGGUAAAGAAGCCAUGAUUGGUCAUGACACUUCCUCUGAUAAUCAUGAAUUGAGCCAAAAAAUUGCGGAGUUCUCAGUCACAUUCAAUAAGAUUUCAUGUGGCAGUAUACUGUUGGAUGAUUUCAUUUUUGACCUUUCUCACGUUUUAGCUAAAGCCAGUGAGCUCAGAUUUAACAUACUGGGCUUUAACAAUAGUGAUGCAGAACCUAAUAGUCCUGAUUGCAUAGAUAAGGUUGCUCUCCCAGAAAACAAGAUGGUUCAGAAGGAACGGUCAGGAGAAAUGUACCAAAAUGGCCAUGCCCUCAUUUCUAGUUCUGCCUCUGAUCCUGAGGUUCCAGAUGAUGGGAAUUUAGUUUCAAGCUAUGAGUCAAAUGCCAGAUCAUGCAAAUUCUCAUUGGAGGAAUUUGAAGAGUUGAGAUCGGAGAAAGAUAGCAUGGCAAUAGAUCUGGUGAGAUGCACAGAAAAUCUGGAGAUGACAAAGUCUCAGUUGCAAGAAACUGAACAGCUUUUAGCGGAAGUUAAGUUGCAACUGGCUUCUGCUCAAAGGUCAAACGGCUUGGCUGAGACACAGCUGAAAUGUAUGGCAGAGUCUUAUCGGUCACUAGAAGUACGUGCAGAGGAAUUGGAAUCUGAGGUGAAUCUUCUACGAACGAAAACAGAAACAUUGGAAAAUGAGCUUCAGGAUGAAAAAAGGAGUCGUCAGGAUGCCAUGGAAAGAUGCAAUGAACUUCAAGAGCAAUUGCAAAGGAAUGAGAGCUGUUCUGUCUGUUCUUCAGCAGCUGAUGAUGUCAAGAUGAAACAGGACCGAGAGUUAGCGUCAGCUGCGGAGAAGCUGGCAGAAUGUCAGGAGACCAUAUUUCUUCUAGGCAAGCAGUUGAAAUCAUUUCGUCCUCAAACAGAGCUCAUCGGAUCUCCAUACAACGAGAGCAGUCAAAGGGGUGAAGGAUUCACUGAAGAGGAACCUACUUCCAGUAGCAUCAAGUUGCCAGAAAUUGAUCAAACUGAGACGGGCACCCCUGCUUCUGCUAAUCCGCAAAGAGUAGGUGCCGAGUCUCCCAUCUCGUCUCGCAAUCAAUCCGAUACAGAAGUAGACCUCCUGAGAUCACCGAUCAGUUCACAGUAUCCAAAACACAGGUCUACAAAGUCAACCUCAUCUUCUUGUUCUUCUUCUCCAACACCAGAAAAACAAUCAAGGGGAUUUAGCAGAUUCUUCUCUUCGAAAGGAAAGAAUGGUCAGUAGGCUUGCAGCUCGCAAGCAUGGUUAUUUGGUAGCACAAUAUCUAUAAAUGUGUGGUGUUAGAAUCAGUUUGCUAGGUUGUGGAGCUAAUCACUUGGCUUUUUUCACGCAGAAAUAGUGCUUUUCCCAAUAUCCCAAGUGGUUUUUUUAACUAGUGACUGUAUAUGGCAUCCAUAUCUUAAUUUCUUUGUUAUUGUGGCUUCUGUAAUUGGGUUUAUUAUACUUAAACCUUAAUCUAUCUAUCUAUAUAUAUAUAUUUAUAUAUUCUGUGUCAA